AUGAUUUUUAGUCCAUGUUUUUCAGAUUUCAUAACUCAACAUCUCGCUGUUAAUGCCUCAUCAGGCUUCAUACAGUUGAUUAAAAGAGCUCAUCUUAUUUUCGAAAUCUCAUGGCGGUUACAAUUUUGCGAGAUAGAAUUUCGUAUACUUGAGUGUCAUGAAAAUUGUGUUACUAAUAAAAGGAUGCCCUUUGAAGGAUUUAUAAAACGGUCAAUUUUGUGA
Heterobilharzia americana is the source of this 222-nucleotide messenger RNA. Lineage: Eukaryota; Metazoa; Platyhelminthes; Trematoda; Strigeidida; Schistosomatidae. The record is from the annotation of a GenBank genome assembly.